This is a messenger RNA of Puccinia triticina, 1773 nucleotides long. RefSeq lists its product as uncharacterized. Lineage: Eukaryota; Fungi; Basidiomycota; Pucciniomycetes; Pucciniales; Pucciniaceae. The transcript has 7 exons. The record is from RefSeq and is a predicted model, not a curated record. Gene Ontology annotation, biological process: carbohydrate metabolic process. Gene Ontology annotation, molecular function: hydrolase activity, hydrolyzing O-glycosyl compounds. Bases 1 to 1773 code for a protein of 590 amino acids.
AUGCUCGCAACUUUGCAGGGAGGUUCCCUGUUUGUCCUGUUGACAGUCGUUAUCCACCAAGCUCAUGGCUCUCCCAAAGUGCCAGCAACGGCAUCAGCGCAACCCGCGACAAAAUCUACUCUCAGCCCGGUUUCAGGUACUUAUUUCGGGUGGUCUUCUUGGAGCUUGCAAGCUUAUAAGGGAAAGGGUUAUGGAUACGACUGGCUAACCGAAAAAAAUAUCAAAGCUCAGGCGGAUAUAUUGUCCAAGGAGUUUUCCCAGUUAGGCUACAAUCGGAUCAACUUGGACUCCGGCUGGCAAGAUGCUGAACUCGAUAAAUACGGUAGAACGAUACUUAACCGUAAAACGUUCCCAAAAGGAAUCAAUGAUUUAUCAAGCUAUCUAGCCCAGAGGAAGCUCAAGUUGGGUCUAUACUACCUACCAGGGAUAGACGCCAGAGCGGUUAACAACAAAGCCGUCGUGAUGAACUCGAAAUACACCGCGGAUCAAAUCAUUCAAUGCCCGGACAAAGACGCUUUGGGAUGCAACCGAAACACUCCAAAUGCGUUUAAUGCUGGUAUGGCGUUGAAUUACAGCCAUCCAGGUGCCCAGAUGUACAUCAACAGCGUGGUCGAUGGCCUCUACAGCUGGGGCGUGAGUUAUGUGAAGAUAGCUGGCGUCGUACCUGGCUCCUUAAUCGACCCACCCGAAUGGUGGAAAUAUAAUACCACAGCCGACCUGAUGGCCUGGAGGAAAGCCAUCGACGAUUUGUAUCAUCAGAAAUGGCAGAAACAGGGUCGAGAGCCGAUUUGGUUGGGGGCCAGUUGGAAGAUCCCAACCAGUGCCGGUUCGACCAUGGAGAAAUACGCGGACAGCUUCCGAGUCGAACAGGAUAUCGAGGCGUACAGCGAGACACAGAUGACGACUUUUGACCGUGUAAUCCGAAAUGCGAAGACAGCCGCACUCUGGUCCUCUGUUGAUUCGAAUCGUAAAUGGAAAGGAGUCAGGGACCUCGAUUCGAUCCUAGUCAGCGACAUGACAGUGGCCGAGUGCAAGACUAUGGUCACCAUCUGGGCGAUGUUUGGCUCGGUAAUCUACUUGGGCGAUGAUUUGACGAAAUUACCGGAGGCCAGAAAGGCCUUGGUGAAGAACCCUGAAGUUCUCAAGCUAGCGAUUUUAGCAUCCACCAACCAAGCCAGAUUAGAUGGAUUCAAUCCCAGCGUCUCUGGUACUCGAACAACCACCGCGAAACCAUUGCGCCAGAGCUUGAAAUCGGUGGAGCGACUUGAAGUCAACCCAGUCCAAGAAGAUUAUCAGAUAACUUCCAGGGAUUGUGACGAAAUGGCCGAAAAACGACAAUUGGUCGUCCAGUACGGCUUGAAACAGAAAGUCGUCGACUCCGACACUCUCCACCAGUCGUGCCUGAAAGCUAGCACGAGCGGAAAAUCGGGUCGUCUUCAAGCCCGCGCGGUCGAUGGUGCAAACCCAGAUCAAUGGAGUCUCCAGACCUGGGUACUCGAGCAGGGUCAAGGCGAUAUCUACGUCGCAGUUGUUAAUGCCGGUCAACAGACCGCUGGUGAUAAACCAGCCAAGGUACAGAUUAGUCUGAGCAAGCUGAAAACCCUCCAAAAGAGCCCGAGAAUAAAACAAAUGACCGGAGGGCACUACGCAGUGCGAGACUUGUGGGCCAGCAAAGAUUUGAGCCCUGUGGCCUUCCAAGGCACCAUUGAUGUCACUCUAGAAACUCACGGCUCGACAUUGUUAAAAUUCACUCCAAUCUCUCCCCCUAAGUAG